CUCAGUUCUCCUUCCAACUUACUCGAUGAAUGCAGACAAUCCUCCUCGGAAGAAAUACUUCAGGUGGAGGCAGAAGAAAAGUCGUUCAGAACCUGAUUUUGCAGAGGAGAGUAUCAGGAGGGCAGCCAACGAUCCGUCCUCUCUCUCGCCUUCGAGUAAUGGAUUUCGCAAGUUACUUAACAAGGUCACCAAGCGCUUCGCUCGAAGCGCUCGACAGUCUCCUAACCCUGAAACCACCGCUGCAAGUUCCAGCGCACAGGCUAUCCCACCCAUUCAGACAACCAAGGAUCCUGUACUACACACCGCUCCCACUCUCGAAUCGAAUCCUGACCUGUCUUCAAAUUCAGGUAUUGUGAAGGCCGAAUUGCUGCCUGACAUGGAGCUUGUGACGGAAACGCUCGCGCAUGCCCAAACAGGUGUCGCAGGCAUCGGCUAUGCCUCAACAUUUGUCCAAAAUACUUCUUCAGCAGCCGACAAGUUACAACCUCUUCCCAAUGUAAUCGACACAUUCUCCGCAAUUCUCGGACCAUUGAAGGUGUUCAACUCUGUUGCCACCAGGCUCGCAGAUGUCCAUCCGUAUGCAAAAGCGGCAUUGAGUGUAUUCACCUGCGCAUCCAAGAUGAUUCUCGAUCAAGCAAACCGCGAUGAUGCUGUUCAUGGUCUCCUCAUGAAGGUCUCGGACGUCUAUAC
Suillus clintonianus is the source of this 690-nucleotide messenger RNA. RefSeq lists its product as uncharacterized. The annotation marks the transcript as partial. Lineage: Eukaryota; Fungi; Basidiomycota; Agaricomycetes; Boletales; Suillaceae. The transcript is spliced from 6 exons. The record is from RefSeq and is a predicted model, not a curated record.